This is a messenger RNA of Pseudozyma hubeiensis SY62, 1542 nucleotides long. RefSeq lists its product as hypothetical. Gene Ontology annotation, cellular component: catalytic step 2 spliceosome. Gene Ontology annotation, biological process: protein peptidyl-prolyl isomerization; protein folding. NCBI's taxonomy places the organism in Eukaryota, Fungi, Basidiomycota, Ustilaginomycetes, Ustilaginales, Ustilaginaceae. The transcript has a single exon. Gene Ontology annotation, molecular function: peptidyl-prolyl cis-trans isomerase activity. The record is from RefSeq and is a predicted model, not a curated record. The coding region runs from base 1 to 1542 and encodes 513 amino acids.
AUGACCUCGCAAUACGUCACCGAACCACCCACCUCCGGGCUCGUCCACCUCGUCACCUCCAAAGGCACCAUCCCCAUCACCCUCUUCUCCCACGAAACCCCGCUCGCCUCCCGAAACUUCCUCACCCUCGCCCUCGAAGGCUUCUACGACAACCUCCUCUUCCACCGUCUCAUCCCCAACUUCAUCCUCCAAACCGGCGAUCCCUCCGCCACCGGUCUCGGCGGCGAAUCCAUCUACGGCGAACCUUUCCCCGUCGAAUCGCACUCCCGCUUGAAGUUCAACCGCAGAGGCCUGCUCGGUAUGGCUGCGAGCGAUGAAAAGACCAACGAGAGUCAGUUCUUCCUGACGCUGGACGCUACACCGGAGCUGCAGGGAAAACAUACGUUGAUGGGCAAGGUGGAGGGAAAGGGCAUCUAUACGUUGAUGGAGUUGGCCGAAGGGGUGGAGUUGGUGGAAGGGGAUCGACCGAGGUAUCCGAUCAGGUUGAAGGAGGUGAGGGUUGUGGAGAAUCCGUUUGAUGAUUUGAAGCCGAGAGUGACAAAGCAGCAGAGGAAGGAGGAGGAGAGGGCGAGAAAGGAGGAGGAGCAGAAGAGGAGGGAGGAGGAAGAAAAGAGCAAGAGGGGAAAGGUCAAGAAGAAUACGGCGUUGUUGUCGUUCGGUGCCGAGGAGGAUGGAGAGGAGAUGGCGUUGAAGGGUCCGAAGAGCUCACAUGAUCUGUUGCAGGAUCAGAGGCUGUCGAAGGACACGAUCGCAGCCAAGGGGAAGAAGGCGAGGAAGGCUGAUGAGGGAUCGACAUCAGCACAUGUCGCUGCGAGCGAGAUCCGAUCCAAAGACGCUUCGUCUUCUUCUUCUUUAGCCGCGCUACCGCCAGCAGCAGCAGCACAUACCAACGGUACAUCCCGCUCAUCCUCAAAGUCGUCCUCUGACGCCACCUCCAAACCCAACUCCAAAUCCGCCAAUCACUCCUCCUCGGCCCGCGACUUCCUCACCUCACAACGUGCCAAGUACCUCUCCCCUUCCUCCUCCUCCUCCUCCGCCAACAAACAAGAUUCCUCCUAUUCAGCCCUUCUCUCGUUCCAAUCGCGUCUUCGUACCCAAUCCACCUCCUCCUCCUCCUCUUCCAGCACGCUCAAACCCACUCCCACUGACAACGACGACGACGAAGAGGAAGCAAAGGAAUACGGUGCGAGCGACGACGACGACGACUGGCGAUCGCAUCGCCUCGACGCUGGUGGACGACCUUUACAGCAAGGUAGCGGAGGAGGAAAAGAUAGGAUCGAGGAUUACGAAGUGCUCGAUCCUCGAGAUCACGCCAACAAGCUCGAAGAAAAGCGAAGGAGGGAGGGGAAGAGAGGGAGAGAUUGGGUCGAGGAUGAAAGACGAUAUCGCGGGGACGAUCGACGUAGUUUUCACGAUGACAGGAAUAGAGGGGGUGGUAGGACAGCGAGACGUGGUGAGGAUGGAAGGAGAUAUCGCAGCAACGGUGACGGUGAUAGACGUGACAGGUCCGAUAGAGAUCGAAGUCAUCCCAGGCGGGGUUAG